This is a messenger RNA of Onychostruthus taczanowskii (white-rumped snowfinch), 2993 nucleotides long. It is a transcript of the gene SOX13, whose product is annotated as SRY-box transcription factor 13. The transcript has 14 exons. Gene Ontology annotation, biological process: regulation of transcription by RNA polymerase II; cell fate commitment. The record is from RefSeq and is a predicted model, not a curated record. The coding region runs from base 24 to 2039 and encodes 671 amino acids. Gene Ontology annotation, cellular component: nucleus. Gene Ontology annotation, molecular function: RNA polymerase II cis-regulatory region sequence-specific DNA binding; DNA-binding transcription factor activity, RNA polymerase II-specific. NCBI's taxonomy places the organism in Eukaryota, Metazoa, Chordata, Aves, Passeriformes, Passeridae.
GGGAUCCGCGGGGAAGGCAAACAAUGGCAUCCCCGGGGACAACAAUGGCCCAUUGUCCUUUGAAGCCCGAACAAUGGGACAAUGGCCCUCAGUGCGCUCCCCCCGUUCCCAGGCACGCCCCCCCCGCGGCCCCGGGGCUCCCGCUGGCCCCGAGAGCCGCCGCGCUCGCCGCUCGCUGGCCCCCGCUCCCGCUCCGUCCCUCGCUCCCGGGGAUGUCCAUGAGGAGCCCCGUCUCUCCACCCCCGGAGCUGGAUGGAGCGGGCACCAUGGUGAACUGCGCCGUCAAGACCGAGGAGAAGAAGGAGGGCGGCCCCGAGACGCCCCCGGGGGCUGCCCCCAGCGCCGAGCCCCGGCCCCACGACCCCCCGGGGCCACCUCCCAGGGAUGGCACCGACCCCCAGGGCCUGCCACAGGAAUCCACCGGGGAUGUCCCCGAGCCCCGGUGUUCCGCCUUCGAGCCGGCUGGGAGUGGCCAGGAGAAGCUGGACUUCAACAGGAACCUGAAGGAAGUGAUGCCAACCAUCGAGAAGCUGCUGGCCAGUGACUGGAAGGAGCGGCUGCUGGGCCGGAACACGGCUGAAUCCAAGGAAGUGAAAGGAACCCAGGAGAGCCUGGCGGAGAAGGAGCUGCAGCUGCUGGUGAUGAUCAACCAGCUGUCCACGCUGCGGGACCAGCUGCUGACGGCGCACUCGGAGCAGAAGAACAUGGCCACCAUGCUCUUCGAGAAGCAGCAGCAGCAGAUGGAGCUGGCACGGCAGCAGCAGGAGCAGAUCGCCAAGCAGCAGCAGCAGCUCAUCCAGCAGCAGCACAAGAUCAACCUCCUCCAGCAGCAGAUCCAGCAGGUCAACAUGCCCUACGUGAUGAUCCCCGCCUUCACCCCCGGCCACCAGCCCCUGCCGGUCAGCCCCGAGUCCCAGCUGGCACUGCCCAUCCAGCCCAUCCCCUGCAAACCGGUGGAUUACCCGGUGCAGCUCCUGCACAGCCCCCCUCCUGCCACGCUGAAGAGACCCGCGGGCCCGGGCCACCUCCAGAUGCAGGAGACCUCGCAGCCGCUGAACCUGACAGCCAAACCCAAAGGUCCCGAGCUGCCCAGCGCCUCCAGUUCGCCCAGUUUGAAGAUGAGCGGCUGCCAGGCGCUGCCACCGAGCCACGGCACCAGCAGGGAGCUGCAGAGCAGCCCCUCCAACCUCCCACUGGGAUUCCUGGGAGAGGGCGAUGCCAUCACCAAAGCCAUCCACGACGCGCGGCAGCUGCUGCACGGCCACGGCGCCGCCAUGGAGGGGUCACUGAGCAGCCCCUACCGCAAGGAGCCCGUCGGGAUUGACUCCUCCCCGGUGAAGGAGCGGAUGGAGGAGAACCCCGGCCACCGGCUGGACGAGGCUCUGCUGAGCUGCGAGAUGGACGGCUCCCGGCACUUCCCGGAGUCCAGGAACAACAACCACAUCAAGCGGCCCAUGAACGCCUUCAUGGUGUGGGCCAAGGACGAGCGCAGGAAGAUCCUGCAGGCCUUCCCAGACAUGCACAACUCCAGCAUCAGCAAGAUCCUGGGAUCCCGCUGGAAAUCCAUGUCCAACCAGGAGAAGCAGCCCUACUACGAGGAGCAGGCGCGGCUGAGCCGGCAGCACCUGGAGAAGUACCCGGACUACAAAUACAAACCGCGGCCCAAGCGCACCUGCAUCGUGGAGGGCAAGCGGCUGCGCGUGGGCGAGUACAAGGCGCUGAUGAGGAACCGGCGCCAGGACGCCAGGCAGGGCUACUUGAUAGGGCCGCAGGGCAGCCAGGUGCCCCCCAGCUCCUCGGACGUGCUGUACCCGCGGCCGGUGGGCGUGCAGCUGCCCCCGCCCCUCCUGGAGCAUUACCUGCCCCGCGGCGUGGACCCCACCAUGCCCGUCAUCGUCAACACCCGCAGCCUCAAGGACGGGGACGCCGGGGACGACGGGCACUCGGUGCCCGAGGGGGACAUGUACCGCUACAGCGAGGACGAGGACUCGGAGGGCGAGGACAAGAGUGACGGCGAGCUGGUGGUGCUGACGGACUGAGGGGACAGGGGACAGCGGAGGGGGUGGCAGGGCUGGCCGCCACCCCCGGGAGGGCACCGCGUGUCCUGGUGGGAUGGCACUCUGCCACGGGGGAGCUGCCCACCUGUAGAAGGGUCCCACGAGGGCGGGCACCUGGGAUUUUGGGUGGCACGGACUGGCUUGGCCUUGCUUUGGUGGCACGUGGAGCCGAGGCCAGCGAGCCUGGAGAUUUGGUGACGCUGUGGCUGCUGUGUUGUCACCCCCGAGGGGACCUGAGGCUGCAGGGAACCCCCAGAGCAUCUCCAGCCCUGCGGCACUGUGGGUCCUGGAGAGCCUCACCUGCUGGGCACGGGGUGGGGACACAGGAUGAGGACACAGACUGGGGACACAGGACAGGGACACACUCGUCCCUCCUCUAUCCUGGCGUGACCUCCCCUCCGCGCUUCCCGCUCGCUCUUUGGCGCCUGCCAGCGAAUUCCCCCGAGCCAAUUUUAGCUGCAGCCUGGCCCCGGCCAAAGGCUCCUCGGGGCCCUUUGUGCUGCCGGCAGCUCUGGCCCACUUUGGGAAUAAAGCGGGGGCUGUUCCUGCCCUGCCAGCCCCGCUCGGGGGGGACGUGCCCGCCUGUGCCCGGGCACCUGGCCCUGCAGCCCGGGCUGCACCUGAGCCCUGCGGGGUGAGGGGAGGGAAAGGAGCCGCUGAGGGGAAAGGAAUUGUGAGAAAAAGAGUGUGGUGUGGUCAGAGCCUGCUCCAGGGGCUGGGGUGUGGCUGGGCAUGGGUGAGAGUUAGGGGUGGCCAGGUGAGUGUGCCAUGUCCAGGGGUGUGGCAGUGCCCAGGUGUGCAUGUGUGGGGGUCCAGGUGAGUGUGCAGUGUCCCUCCGUGUGGCAGUGCCCAGGUGUGUGUGCAAUGCCCAAGUGAGUGCAGUGUCCCUCUGUGUGGCAGCAUGCAGGUGUGUGUGCCAUGUCCAGCUGUGUUCAG